AUGGAUCCAUGCGGCGCCUCAAUCGUCUCGGAGGUCGCCUGGAACGACUCUUUCAAGCAGGAUGAUCAGACAUCAGCUGCAUACCUGAACACAACCUUGUCAGACGACCGCGCCAACCAGCAAAAGCACCAAGAGAAUGUCAACUUGCUCUCCGUGUCAGCUCCAGAUUUCAUGGGUUACGGCUUAUUGCAAUUCACCGCUCAGACAGCAGUUUUGAACCUCAGGUGGAAGAGAGGCGCAUCGGUUGCCUCUACCGAGACAGGGACAAGCAUUCCAGGAGGUUGCCUGGAGGGUGAAGGGAAGCCAGACGGAGAUGGAUCGCGAGUGGAGUCCAAGCCCUGUCCCUUUAGACGGAUCGGCGCGACCAUUCAUUCCUUGACAGGAGAGCUUAUCGGCAAACUUAACGUUCCUCUUGUGUUUUUCGGCGACAAGUCCGAACGCUCUGGCGAAUUCGUGCUACUUUCUUCGAACGCCGAAGAACAGUCAAGCGAGACUUGCAAGAAACUCAUUGAUGGAGUCGACUGUGGGACUAUCAAGCAUGUCAAUGGGUGCAUGCACAUUCGAAGUCGGAAUGUCAUGCUGGUCGAAUGGGUUGGGGAUAUUGCCUACCGACGGGCACUAGGUCAAGUAGAAGUUGAUGGCUGGGCGAAAAUCAAGACUCAGGAGAAGGAAAUCAUUCUCGGGUAG
Messenger RNA from Coniosporium apollinis CBS 100218, 687 nucleotides. RefSeq lists its product as uncharacterized. The transcript has a single exon. NCBI's taxonomy places the organism in Eukaryota, Fungi, Ascomycota, Dothideomycetes. The record is from RefSeq and is a predicted model, not a curated record. Bases 1 to 687 code for a protein of 228 amino acids.